AUGGAGGAACUCUACACCCUAUUCUACAAUGAUUACUCGAUCUGCUCCAUCAUGGUCCGGUAUACCAUUGCCCUGUCGAGACGUAUGCCUGGCGAAAAGGUCAGCAUUGAGGAGAAACCGAUCAACAUUCAGCACGGAGGCCAGUUGACCGAAUACUAUCUCUGCGAAGUGAACCCGCGAGGAACGGUUCCUGUCUUGAAAGGCCCCAGUUCGUCCAAAGUCCUGAAGACGCCCCUCAGCGAGAGUGUCGACAUCACGUACUUUCUCGCCGAACGGUUCCCCAGCCUCUGUCCACCGCACCUGUCGCAGCAGAUUCGGCGUCUCCUCGCCGAGCUCCACGACAUCAAUUACUUUUCCCUGACCUAUACCCGCAAGCCGCAGCGCGCGUCGGACAUGGAGAAUUCCGUGCUGAGCCUCCUCUCCGACCCGGCCAUCUCGAGUCGAUGGCGCGAGGCUCUGAAGUUCAAGCUCGAUGUGGUUCGCGCGACACGAGCACCGGCACUGACCAAGGAGGCCGUCGCGGUGCAAGAGGCCAAAGCAUCUUCUUUCCUGUCCCAAAUAGAGACCCUCCUAGCGGGUUCCGAGGGCACUGGAUCGCCAUGGAUCUUUGGCAGCGAGGACCCAACUGCUCUGGACGCCCAUGUCGUGCCGUUCGCCGCGCGGUUGAUCGACGUCGGACGGCAGGGGAUGCUGCCGGACAGAGUGCGUGCCUAUGCAGACCGUGCAUUUGACGCCGAGCCAUGGAAAGAGGUCAUGCAAGGCAGGAAGACUGUAUAUGGCACUUAUCUAUGA
Fonsecaea multimorphosa CBS 102226 is the source of this 792-nucleotide messenger RNA. RefSeq lists its product as uncharacterized. Bases 1 to 792 code for a protein of 263 amino acids. The record is from RefSeq and is a predicted model, not a curated record. NCBI's taxonomy places the organism in Eukaryota, Fungi, Ascomycota, Eurotiomycetes, Chaetothyriales, Herpotrichiellaceae. The transcript is spliced from 3 exons.